GCAACGGUGGUGUUGCUGAGCGCUGCUUUCAAACUUCAACCUUCCUUUCAACGUGGCUCGCAUGUGGACCACCGGAGAACAUGAUCAUGGGGAGACUGCUGUGGUGAGAACAUUCUGACCACCCCUCCCUUCCAAAUGAAACCAAGACUGCACUGUUGCCUCUUUGAACAUCUGGGAGCCGUUUAGAUUCUCCCCAGUGACUCAUCCACGAACACAAGCAUGGCAUGUGAUGGGCUGUGUCCCAACAUCACAUGCAGCGGGAGCCUCACGGUGGAGGGCGACAGCAAGCCGGCGACGAGCAUCAUCAUGUUCAUGGCCGGCGUGGGGGGAAACCUCCUGGCGCUCUUCAUCUUGGGCGUACACCGCAAAGAACACCGCUCCACAUCGUCCGUCUUCUCCAUCCUGGUGACCGGGCUCGUCCUCACUGACCUGCUGGGCACCUGUCUCCUCAGCCCACCCGUCUUCAUCUGCUACGCACGCAAUGUGUCUCUCGUCGGACUGGGCGACGAGAGCCUGUGCCAGCUCUUCGGCUUUGCCAUGAGCUUCUUCGGCCUGGCGCCCACCCUCAUCCUGUGCACCAUGGCCGUGGAGCGCUGCCUGGCUAUCAGCCACCCAUACUUUUACUCGGGGCACAUCCGUCGAAGCUUCGCCAAGGUGGCGCUCGUCGUCAUUUAUCUCUUUUCCCUGGCCUUCUGCCUCCUGCCAUUCGGCGGCAUCGGCAAGUUUAGGCAGUACUGCCCGGGGACGUGGUGCUUCAUCGACAUGGACGCAACGGGGGACGCCAACGGCGAGAGGGUGCAGGCCUUCUCGUUGACGUACUCCUCUCUCAUGGCGCUGAUCAUCCUGGCCGUGUUCGCGUGCAACGGCUCGGUGAUCGUCAGCCUCUGCCAGAUGCACCGCAGCCAGUUGAUGCGGCGAGGCUCGGCCGGCUCCACGGGCAGGAAGAGGAAGCUGAGCCUGGCCUUGUUCGGAUGGGGUGAAGAGGAGAUGGAUCACCUGGUGCUAUUGGCACUCAUCACGGUCAUCUUCGCCAUCUGCUCGCUGCCGCUCACAAUCGCCGGCUUCAUCAACGCCAUCCACCCUUUUUGCGGCGACCACGAGAACCUGACCGCCUUCCGCUUCUACGCCUUCAACCCCAUCGCGGACCCCUGGGUGUUCAUCAUCUGCCGCAAGUCGGUCCUCCGACACCUGCGUUCGUUGCUGAACUGUCGCUUCGGCUGGGGGGCCGGCGUCAAGACCCAGGCUCACUGCCCCUCCAUACCCUUGCCCCGGGAGGACCACGUGAUCCAGCGCAAACCUCCGGACGUGAUGCAUUGCAGCUUCUAUUCAGGUGUACCCUCGUCACCCAGUACGUGAUAGACUCGAUUUUGCAUGUGUGUGUGUGUGUGUGUGUGUGUGUGUGUGUGCGCGUGCGCGCGUGUCAUUCUGAUUGAGUCUCAACAUGACCAUUGAUGUGACAGUACAUACUUCUGUAUGAAUGAUUGGGAAAGAGUUUUAGUGGUGAAAUGUGUAUACUGUUGAGGUGUAAAGUCUGCAAUUAUGUCUUUAUCACUACAUGGGCAUGUGGACCGAAAAAGUUUCUGUAGUCCUCCCUCUGUAACUUCUGCAGCUACACAUUGUGGUUUGUUGUGAGUGAGGCUUUCAAAUGCGUAUUCAUGCCUCUGCUGUUUUCCCUGUGUUGUGUGGUUUGCACAAUCGCUUCCACUUUUGAGGUUCAUCCGUGCAUGACGCCCCACCAGCCAAGUACCUGUUACGACCUGUAUUGAGAAUGAAUGUAAGAUUUGAGUUGUAAAUGGUAAUGGACAGUACAUUCAGUAGAACUCUAAAUGUUACCAAAACAAAAAACACAAAACAAGUAUUGCAAUGCAAGUAUACAUUAUAUGUGUAAUUGCUACAGAUUUUGAUGUGAAUGUGUACAUUUGUAAAUAUGGAUGUCGAACCAGUGUAGAAGUGCAUCUGGAAGCACAAUGAAAUGAAAAAUUGUUUUAUGUACGAGUACCCAAUAACCUAUCGUCCAAAUAAAGUUUUAUUUGUUGA
Messenger RNA from Hippocampus comes (tiger tail seahorse), 2037 nucleotides. RefSeq names its product prostaglandin I2 receptor (gene ptgir). The transcript has 3 exons. NCBI's taxonomy places the organism in Eukaryota, Metazoa, Chordata, Actinopteri, Syngnathiformes, Syngnathidae. Gene Ontology annotation, biological process: adenylate cyclase-activating G protein-coupled receptor signaling pathway; inflammatory response; negative regulation of smooth muscle cell proliferation. Gene Ontology annotation, molecular function: prostacyclin receptor activity; thromboxane receptor activity. The coding region runs from base 220 to 1356 and encodes 378 amino acids. The record is from RefSeq and is a predicted model, not a curated record. Gene Ontology annotation, cellular component: plasma membrane.